CUGAGUGAGUGUUUGGUGAAUCGUCCGUUAAUUAAAUGCGACAUUGAUUUAAUUACGUUUGUGUGGACAACUGUAGAUGCUCUUACGAUGUGGACCGCUGGACUUGCAUAUUUCGGCGUCUCUGUUCUCGUCUGUGCAAUGAGCAGCGACAGAAGUUUAGAGGAUAAAGGCCGCGUUGAGUUUCUCAGAGCGCGAGAACUGGCGGCGCAACCCCGCUAUGGCGCGUGCUGGUCCCUCGCGCUGAAGAACAUACAGUCAAGCUGCAGUCAGUUCAGUGAAGAUGUGCAGAGCAAAAUUGCGCUGUCCUUCACACACUGCCACCUGCAAAGGUCAGGUCGUGCUUUUCCAGAGUGUCCUGAAAAUAGUGACGUCAAAACAUGCACACAGGACAUGGACCCUGUUGCCUUCAGCACGUACACUGAGUUUUUCACUCAUGCACACAGUAUAUGUCAUUAUCUGCAGAGUGAACGCUGGCAACACAGAGCAGAAAACACCAUUCACAGGCUCACCGAGAGUUCAGCUGGGGUGGCGGAGCAGUUGACGUCCACCCAGCGGAUGGCAGAAGAUCUGGUUAUAGCCCAAAGCGCGGCGCUCAAGUCCCAGGAGACCAUCCUACGCAAUGGAGAAGAGCUAAAGAGCACGCUGCAGGACUCAACACAAGGUCUGAGAGAUGUGUUUGCAGAAAUGAGGCAUUCUGCUCGGGAGCAGCAGGUGGCGUUUGCCGAGAUCUUUAACCGUGUGGCUUUUCUCCAGAGCUUCAUCAUGUCCGAGACGCACACAUUCAGUUCCCUCUUCUACAACGCUCUGGGCAUCGUUGCCUCUUUUUUUCUGACCUCUGUGCAGCGUACAGCGGGUGCCAGAUUUUUUCUUUUCGGAAUCGUGGCUUUGAAUGUGUAUCUGGAAAGGAUGAUCUGUCGGAUGGUUUUGGAAAAUGAGGAUGAAGGUUAUCAACAGAUGGAGAGAAUCACCUUUUUAGUUGGAAUCCUAAGAAGAGCUAUGAUUCUAAUCGGUUGUCUCGUUCUGCUCUACUUUGCUCUGCGGUAUCGGAACAUCGGCAGAGAAAGUCUGGAGAUUCUGCAAGAGCUUAAGGAGACUCGCUCUGACCUUCAGCAGGCCCUCCAGAGAGCAGAAUGUCUGUCGGCAUCUGUGCAUGAAUGGAAGAGAACCAGACGAAGUCGCUGGGAAUGCAAGCAGGAAGAUAGCGAUGGCAGUUUAGUUAUUUUACAUCCCUCUAGUGUUGUGAAUUCAGCUCUGUCGACAUUCUCGGGCUCUCGUGACACCCAGCAUUGUGAGAGCUUUUCUCCAUCGCUGGAGACAAAGAGUACCACAGAACCCUUGAGACGCCGGCGACGCACUUCAGAGUCUCGUGUGCGGCCGUCCGCCGCUGUGGUGUACAGUGUGCUGGUGGAUGAUGAUCAGCCGAGGUAUAGCCUUAGAAGUCGGAGAUCAUUGUGUGGUCCACAGGUUAGAGAAAUAAGAUCCAAGUAUGCCUAAUGCCAUCCAUUCUGAUCCAAGUAUGCCAAGAAAAAUCCAAAGGCCACAUCAUCCAAAAGUUCACAACUCUUUGAAAGACUUUUUGAAAUGUUUGCUGCUUUUUAACCUUGAACAUUGUUGUGAUGUCAUGUUUUUUUGUUUUUACAAAUACAAUAAAUGAA
This is a messenger RNA of Triplophysa rosa, 1655 nucleotides long. RefSeq lists its product as uncharacterized. The transcript is spliced from 9 exons. The coding region runs from base 88 to 1494 and encodes 468 amino acids. NCBI's taxonomy places the organism in Eukaryota, Metazoa, Chordata, Actinopteri, Cypriniformes, Nemacheilidae. The record is from RefSeq and is a predicted model, not a curated record.